Molecule: messenger RNA, 2146 nt
Organism: Drosophila takahashii
Lineage: Eukaryota; Metazoa; Arthropoda; Insecta; Diptera; Drosophilidae
Gene: Acer
Product: Angiotensin-converting enzyme-related
Biological process (GO): proteolysis
Cellular component (GO): plasma membrane
Molecular function (GO): metallopeptidase activity; peptidyl-dipeptidase activity
Source: RefSeq, a predicted model, not a curated record
ACAUAUGUAUAUGUUUUACCAGCUACCCCAUGGACUGUCCAUGGGAAAUAGUUGUUCGGCUUCGGUUCUGGAGGGCCGCAGGUUUUUCGAGUUGGAAAACGAACAAUUGCGAAGGCGUUUUCACGAGGAAUUCCUGUCCGGCUACAACUACAAUACGAAUGUCUCUGAGGCGAAUCGUCAGGCCAUGAUCGAGGUUUACGCCCGGAAUGCGGAGCUCAACAAACGCCUGGCCCAGAAAAUAAAGGCCUCCGACUACCUGCAGUCCGAGGAUGCAGAUGUACGCCGUCAGGCCGAGCACCUCUCCAAGCUGGGAGCCUCCGCCCUCAAUGCCGACGACUACUUGGCCCUCCAGAAUGCCGUUAGUUCGAUGCAGACGAACUAUGCCACCGCCACAGUGUGCUCCUAUACGAAUCGCACUGAUUGCUCCCUCACCCUGGAGCCGCACAUCCAGGAGCGCCUGUCCCACAGCCGAGAUCCUGAGGAGCUGUCCUGGUACUGGCGGGAGUGGUACGACAAGGCGGGAACACCCAUGCGGGAUCACUUCGCCGAGUACAUCCGUCUGACGCGAAAGGCCUCCCAAUUGAAUGGCCACCGAUCCUAUGCCGACUAUUGGGUGCAGUUCUACGAGGACGCGGACUUUGAGCGACAACUGGAUGCCACAUUCAAGCAGCUGCUGCCCUUCUACAGGCAGCUCCACGGCUACGUGCGCUACCGCCUGCGCCAGCACUACGGUCCGGAUGUGAUGCCGGCGGAGGGGAACAUCCCGAUCAGCCUGCUGGGCAACAUGUGGGGUCAGUCGUGGAACGAGCUGCUCGAUCUCUUCACUCCCUACCCGGAGAAGCCGUUCGUGGACGUGAAGGCCGAGAUGGAGCGCCAGGGAUACACGGUGCAGAAGCUCUUUGAGCUGGGCGAUCAGUUCUUCCAGUCGCUCGGAAUGCGCGCCCUGCCUCCCAGUUUCUGGAACCUGAGUGUGCUGACCCGUCCCGACGAUCGUCAGGUGGUUUGCCAUGCCUCCGCCUGGGACUUUUACCAGGACAGCGAUGUGAGAAUUAAGAUGUGCACCGAAGUCGACUCCCACUACUUCUACGUGGUGCACCAUGAGCUAGGGCACAUCCAGUACUAUCUGCAGUACGAACAGCAGCCGGCCGUCUAUCGGGGAGCCCCUAAUCCUGGCUUCCACGAAGCUGUGGGCGACUUGAUUGCCCUGUCGGUGAUGUCCCCAAAGCACUUGAAAGCCAUUGGUCUGAUAGACAGUGGUAGACUGGACGAGAAGAGUCGAAUCAACCAGUUGUUCAAGCAGGCUCUCUCCAAGAUUGUCUUCCUGCCCUUCGGCUAUGCCGUGGAUAAGUAUCGCUAUGCAGUUUUUCGCAAUGAACUGGACGAGUCUCAGUGGAACUGCGGCUUCUGGCAGAUGCGAUCCGAGUUUGGCGGCGUCGAGCCACCAGUUUUCCGCACCGAAAAAGACUUUGACCCGCCGGCCAAGUACCACAUUGAUGCGGAUGUGGAGUACCUUCGCUACUUUGCCGCCCACAUCUUCCAGUUUCAGUUCCACAAGGCCCUGUGCCGUCAGGCCGGACAAUAUGCCCCCAAUGACAGUCGCCUUACGUUGGACAACUGUGAUAUCUUCGGCAGCAAGGCGGCUGGACGAACUCUUAGCCGGUUCCUCUCAAAGGGCAACUCCCGCCACUGGAAGGAGGUUCUCCAGGAGUUCACGGGCGAGACGGAAAUGGAUCCAGCUGCACUUUUAGAGUACUUCGAUCCGCUCUACCAGUGGCUCAAGCAGGAGAACAGUCGGUUGGGCGUCCCACUUGGCUGGGGACCUACGAACAAGAUCCCUUCGGAUUGCUGUGGAACAUUCAGCACCUAGACUAAGCCAUCCUGAACUUGACUUGGGGUUGUUGAGACCCGCAAUUAAAUAUGUUUAAUCUGUCAUUAGAAACAAAAAAAAAAUAAACAAUUUUAAGAACUCUGUAAUUAAUUCCACAUUUCAGCAAUGAUAUUUAAAUUGAUAUUUAUUGUAUCGAUUCAUUCGUAUCGUUUCUUUCGUUUCAUUAAUAAAUUGCCAUUACAUAAUACACUUUUUUUAACGAUAUCAUCCCCAAUAUUCAUUAAAACAAAAAAUAUAUAAAUUAUAUUCUUUCGUAAA